Molecule: messenger RNA, 3226 nt
Organism: Oncorhynchus tshawytscha (Chinook salmon)
Lineage: Eukaryota; Metazoa; Chordata; Actinopteri; Salmoniformes; Salmonidae
Product: oocyte zinc finger protein XlCOF6-like
Exons: 3
Coding region: 14-1750 (578 amino acids)
Biological process (GO): regulation of DNA-templated transcription
Molecular function (GO): DNA-binding transcription factor activity, RNA polymerase II-specific; RNA polymerase II cis-regulatory region sequence-specific DNA binding
Source: RefSeq, a predicted model, not a curated record
UCUCUAGCCUUCCAUGUCCACAGAGUCCCCAGGUUCUGGCUGUGGUGUUCCAGCCCAGAUAAGCUCACAGCAGGGUCCAGAGAUGGUCUCAGUGAAGCUGGAGGACUGCAGUCAAACACUGGAACUUAAUGUGAUUGUCAAAGAGGAAUGGGAGGAGAGAGGAAUCGAGGAGGAGAGAGAAGUAAAAGAGGUUGAUCAGAGAGCAGUCAAAGAGGAGGUGGAGAGAGAAGUCAAAAAGGAAGUAGAGAUGGCAGUCAAAGAAGAGCAUGAGAGAACAGUCAAAGAAGAAGAGCAGGGGGAGCAAACAGUCAAAGAAGAAGAGCAGGGGGAGCAAACAGUCAAAGAAGAAGAGCAGGGGGAGCAAACAGUCAAAGAAGAAGAGCAGGGGGAGCAAACAGUCAAAGAAGAAGAGCAGGGGGAGCAAACAGUCAAAGAAGAAGAGCAGGGGGAGCAAACAGUCAAAGAAGAGCAGGAGAGAGCAGCCAAAGAAGAGCAGGGGGAGAGAGCGGUCAAAGAAGAAGAUGAGAACAGGGAAGUGUCUGCUCCAGAUCUAGAGGAGGAGGAGGAGGAAGAAGUGCAUAGUAUCCCUGACCCAGGAGAGAGCUCCCAUCCAGGCUCAGACAGCGAUCCCAGUACCACAGCAUCAGGAAACCAUAAACGCAGGCAGAGGAACUCAAGACAGAAACAUCACAACAGCAUGGACUGCUUCACUGGUUUCUAUGAACCAGAGGAGUUGAAAAGGCACACUUGUAGGCCAAGACCCUGUUCAGAUUGCAGAGGCAGUUUUAUCUGUCCAAUUCACUUAAAAUCACACCAACAAACUCUCAAAAUAAAGAAAAUGUACCCGUGCGCUCAUUGUGAGAAGAGUUUUCAGACCCCAAGCAGCUUGAAGACUCACCAGCUUAAUCACAAGGGAAAUAAGUCGUACCACUGCUUUCAGUGUGGGAAGAGGUUCUGUCGUGUAGACACCUUAAAGGCUCACAAGAGAAUACACACAGGAGAGAAGCCUUUUCACUGUUCUCAGUGUGGGAAGAGCUUCAGUGAUAUAGGAAAUCGAAAUAAACACCAGAGAAUACACACAGGAGAGAAGACUUACCACUGCUCUGAGUGCGGGAAAAGUUUCAAUCAGUUAUCACAUUUAAAACCACACCAGCUAACUCACACAAGUGAGAAGCCUUUUCACUGCUCUCAGUGUGGGAAGGGUUUCAGUCUGUCAUCAUAUCUGAAGAAGCACCAGGUAAUGCACACAGAAGAGAAACCAUACAGCUGUGAUCAUUGUGGGAAGAGUUUUAAAUUGGAAGGAAUCCUUAAGCGUCAUCAGAGAAUACACAGUGGAGAGAAGACUUACCACUGCUCAGAGUGUGGGAAGUGUUUCAGUGUGUCAUCAUAUCUGAAGAGACACCAGCUAACUCACACAGGAUUAAAGUCACACCACACAGGAAUAAAGUCACAACACUGUUCCCACUGUGGGAAGAGCUUCAGUAAGAAAGCUGACCUAAAGAAACAUCAGAGAACACACACAGGGGAGAAGCCUUUCCACUGCUCCCAAUGUGGGAAAAGCUUUAAUGAGAAAGGAAAUCUAAAGCAACACCAGAGAAAACACUCAGGAGAGAAGCCUUGCCACUGCUCCCAAUGUGGAAAAAGCUUCAGUUGGGUAAUAGACCUAAGAAACAUCAGAAAGUACACAAAGAGGAGAAGCCUUUCCACUGCUCCCAAUGUGGGAAGAGCUUCAAUGAGAAAGGAAAUCUAAAGCAACACCAGAGAAGACACUCAGGAGAGAAACCGUACAGCUGUGAUCAGUGUGGGAAUUGUUUUAAAUGGAAACAAAGCCUGAAGGAACAUCAGAAGGCAAAGCACAGUGCAGUGCCAGACCAUGGCCUUAUAAUUGUGUUACCAAGCUGGGCAUCUACAUCUAAUUAAUAUUUACAUUAACCAGGUUUCCAUCUAACCUUUGUAUGUGAGUAAACUUGGCUGUAAGCUUUUCAAAUGUCGACCAAACAAAAUAUGCUUGACAAGGUGGGGAUCUUUUUGUGUCUGUAAAAUGUAUUAUGUGAGAAAUGUUGGUGGAAAUGCUCUUAUGUGUUAAUAUUGAUAUUGUAAUCAUCACAUCAGCAAUCAUCAUAUGGGGCGGCAGGUAGCCUAGUGGUUAGAGCGUUGGGCCAGUAACCAGUGUUGGGCCAGUAACCAGUGUUGGGCCAGUAACCAGUUUUUAUUUGGCUACAUUAAAACAUAAGCAAAAAAUUUGAUUUUGUUUGCACUGAAUUUAUAUCUGCAACGAGUCCAUUUGGUGGAAACACACAACUGGUGGGAAAAUGUGCAUAUUACCUGUAUGCUGAUGUUAGAAUAUUUGAUGAAAAUCUGUCGCCAAUUGGAUGAAAACCUAGCUAGUGUUGCACAUUUGUAAGGCUAAAUAGAUGUAAUAUUUGCCAUCUGUAUUCUAGUAUGUUGAAUUAUGCAAAAGAGCAAGAUUUCUGACAACUUAAGACACCACUGAUCGAGUCUAGUCACAAGUCAUGUAAAUCGAUUACGAGUGAAGUCUGAGUACUGGACUCAAGUACUACAACACUGACAGCCACUCCUCUAUUGGGAAUGUUUUAUUUGUGAAAAUGUAUGUAAUUUCUCUAGUGUUGGUCUGGUCCAGAAACUAACUUCAACUAGACCCCCAUUGUAGAUCUGAAGAAACUGAUAAACAUCUGGUAUUUUUCUUAUUAAAAACAAACCCAUUUGAUUUAUUUGAGCUAAAACCAAAUGUAAUUUUCUUCUCAUGUUUAAUUGUACCCAAAUAAAAACGUAAAGUUCAGUGUGUUUCCAUCACACUUUCAACUCUACUGAUGGUUUUGUUAUAAAACUGUUGCGUUAAAUUGGCACAUGCGCUCUAGCCAACAGCUCACAGAUACAGCUAAACUUCCAAACCCUUUAAAUUAGUCAGGUUUACAUUUUUAAUAGGUUUAAAUGUCACAUUCAGCUUUGUGUAAUCUUUUUCUGUGUCAUUAUGUUUGUGUUCAUUUGUGAUUCAAUGUCAGCGUUCUGAGACACCAUGAUGUAAAAACGGAAUAUUACCGUACUGUUCAUGCUGGUUAGUGCUAAAUGUGGGCAUCGUUCAGGAUACCUGUUUGUAUUAUCACUACCUAACCUAACUGAAGAGAUUGCAUUAGGUGUAGUAGCUCCGUUCAACCAAAAGAUGGAACUAUCGAACCUUAAUAAAAACAGCUUGAGUAAAAAGUUG